ACGGUGCGGGUUCCUUGAUACCGGCCACGAGAACUGUCUACGAAAAAGAUUUCGCGAGUCGACACGUGCACGUCCACGAACCAGAUCCCGACGUCGAAGGGGACGUUCAAAGAUCUUAUCCGGCGGUUUGGGUCCCCCCUCAGGUAAAAUCGACAUCGUCCGAAGCUGAUCGCUGAACUUCUUCAUGCGAGCGUCGUUGUUUCCGAUUUCUAGGCCAGAAGUAAAGUCCACGUUUUCAAGGUGAUAUUCCCGCAUUACAUGGAAAUUUCUCAUCCGUACGAAGAAACGCCGCCGCCGUUACCCAAGUGCUUCUUCAAAUUCGAAGCGAACAAACUUAAGGAAUUAUCCGAAGCCGUCGACGCCUAUUCGGAAGCCGUUGACCGCUUCGGGGUUUUCGAAAUGGACAAUCCGCCGAUCGCCAAGAGGAUCGCUUCGUCACCGGAGAGUUUCGAGAAGCAGGUGAAGUACAAAACGGGGUACGAGGUGUUCGUCGUGGUGUUGGAAUACGUUAGCGAAGAGGCAUUUCUGGGCUUCGCCGGCAUCGAGCCCUACUUCGAAAGCCAAAGUCAAGAGGAAACCGCGGAACUGAUCGAGCUCUACUUUCCCGAAGGGGCUGUCGAUGAACUGCCGAUGGAAUUGCAGCGCGGCCUGUACGCUGACACGGAAGAGGACGAGGAAGAGUACGAUUUCGAAGAAUACGAAGAAGAGGACGAAAACUACGAAGGAAUCGACGGAGGCCCGCUCUUCGAUCCUCUGUUCUAAUAUUUCGGAACAAACCCGUCGCGUCUCCCGGUGAUUUCGCCGUUUCCAUUCCGGCCGCACAUAGCGGGGUGAAGGAAAAUAAUUCCUUUUAAAGUCGUAACGAAUUCCGAACGAUCGACUGGGCGCCUACAGCAGCAAUGAAUCAAGCGGAAACUAACUCAGCUGCGGUAAAAAGGAAAUCACGGUAGCCACCAGUUCGCGACAUUAGAUACACGGAGAUAAUUCGCAAACGCAUCGUCUCCACGUUAUUAUUAUCCUCGAUAUAAUCAUCGUGAUUUUAUUCUCCGUUGGCGAAACUUGGCGAUUAUGCACGCACGGCUACAAGUCCGCGACUAUUGCUACACGGACACCGCACCGCCUUUGGUCUCGCGUACAAAGUCGACUCGGUAUUUUGAUUAUAGUUUCUCGCGGUAAUUGUUACGUCGGAACAAUCUUCCGAGAUUUCAUCGGCGUAUCCGAAUCGUUCGAUGGUCGAGUUUCUCACCUAAUCGUUAUUAAACUCGGUAACAAUGACGAACGUCCGUCGAAUCCAAUGUCAUUGAAAUAUCCGAGCGAUGCACGUCGUCUUACAAGUUACACACUCGUCGCCCUCAAUGAUUCACACGAUCAGCGCAGCGAAUCUCGUUUGUAUGCGAAAAGAAAAAAAAGAAAGAAAAAACAACUCACAUUACGCAAACGAGACCGCCCACGUCAAAAAUACGCUUCGGAUUAUCGCGAGUUUUAUUAAUCAUUACACGGCGAUUCUUCUCAUGGAUAUGAAUAACGACGAGAUAAUGUUUUGUCGCAUAUUGUUCCGAAGAGAUAAAAGCAAAACUGGAGAAAUUGAAAACGAAAAAGCUAACGCGUUCGAGGUCGAUGGAACGUAUUUUCUCUUUUUCUUUUCACUCGCUGUAACGAGUAAGCGAGUGAAUGAAUGUACCAAUGAAUGAAUUAAUGAAGUCAUUCCCGCGGUUACAUCGCACAACAGAUUUAUAGUAAUAAGCGUUACUUGCAUCUCGCGGUUACUUUCGUCCACCGCGGAACCGGAGUCAUAUUCUACAUUAUACGCCGCAAAUGGAGUUGAAACAAUGUAGAUCAUUACGGGGUAUCGCUGACUACCUCUCCUUUAUUUGGUUCGCUGCCAAUUUCACGAGGCAUGAACGACUUUCGAGCAGACGAAUCGGCCUAUGUUUUAACGCCGCGAAGAUCAACAAGGCUCGGCCAACGUCCCCGUCUACCGCCUCAUGACUCGAGUCCCGGAUUACAAGGUUCCGAUAACCGAUUCAAUUAACAACUGCGAAAAUUCACGCGAUGAUCAAACCGCGAAACUAUAAUCUGAUUUCAUCUGGCGGUACGCCGCCUGCCUUCUGCAAGUUCAAUUGUUCGAGUCGAACGAGUCCUGAGAAAUUAGUCACUAUACAUAAAAGAUGAAUGAGCGACGGUAUGUACGGUACAUGUAUAUUAGUAACGAACAAUUUUCUCAAGCAACUUAUGUAUCGCCGUUUGUCCGAUUGCGAGACUGAAUCAGAUGGGAUGACGCACGUUGUAACGUAUUCGAGACGCUCUCAUUGUAUGCUAAGUUCGAGGCAUCGACUCUACGGAACUCCGCGGGUCCCAAAGGUCCCAAAGGUCCAUCGCGUCCGGAGGCUGGAAAAUUACAGCGUUCGAUCCUCUCGGUGCCCCGUCGAGAAUCGCGACGUCUCACGUACGUCCGUUAUCAGGCGAUGAGAUUUCGAAGGUUUCAAAUUUUCAAAAGUACAUUUCUCGUUUUUCGCUAUUCUUUAACGAUCGAUUCUUCGAAGCGUUCAUUUUUCCCCCGGUGGUGAUCUCACCUUUGUUAUCUAGAAUUUCUCGAAAACGAUACGUGAACGUUCGACUUACUUCACGUACCUCCGUUCUAACGAUAUAUUAUUCUUUAUGGGGUGAGUCAGCCAUUCGUAGGUCAUAAAACGGCCGAUAUAUAUACCGUCGAUCAAUCUCGAGCGCGAUAUGGAUUGGGCGAUUUUUCUUUCUUCUUUUUUUCGCUCCUCCGGAGUCUCGGAAUAAUAUGCACAAAAAUUAUUCUUCGACGUGUUUUUUUAAUCGAACGGCUAUAUUUUUCUUCGCACUCAAGAGGCGGACGGAAAAUUUUUUACUCGCGUCGGAAUGGUUCGAUCUCUCUGUUUUUCACACGAAAAGAAGAAAAAUAUUCAAUUUUCCGAUGAAAUUUGUCGGUAUUGCUGAUUGUCGAAUUUCAUGGAAAGGUUGUAGGGCGGACGUUAUACGGAACAAUAUCAGUAGAUAUGAUAUAUCAUCGUAUAAAUAUAUGUCCAUUUUCCUACAGUUUAUCGAUAAAAUUAUACGAUUCCGAAAACCUUCGAUGAUUUUCGUUGCAUCGGAAUUAAUACGUAUAUCGCCAAUCGUUAUCGGACACCAGUACAGGUACGAUAUUGACAUAAACUUCUUAUCGUUGUAUUUUUCUUGGAAAAAAAUAAAGAAAUAUAUCCUUCUCAUCGUCGCAUUUGUAAUUAUUAAUAUUUUUAAGCAACCCGCGUACGUAUGAUAGAAUUAUACGCGCGAGCACGCCUACCUAUGUAAGUUGAUUAAUUUUAAGUGGAAUUGGAAUGACAGCUGAAAUUUGCCGAUAACGUACGCAGCUGCGAUUACAUGUGUGUAUAGGUGAUAUGCACGCGGCGUUUUUACGCUGGUUAACAUUUGUUUCGUAAUUAUCCGAUUAAACUAAUUACAAGUAAGAUCGCAAUUAACGAUCGCCGUCGUACGCGCUGUACAUGAUUAUAUGUAUUAUGUAAGGCUGAUCAAUUCGUUACAUUCUUUCUCCGAUUCUGUUUUCAUAUAAAGACAAUUAUUUUUUCCGCGUAACCGAAUGUCGCCGAUCAAUCACGAUCGUCCGUUCUAACGGGGAUUGAUUUACGAUUCGAAAAUUGAAUAAUUGAAUAACUUAUUCGAUCGGAAAAAAAACAGGUGUUACCGCAAAUUGAUUUCGCAAAGGAGUACGGGCAAGGUUAUAAAUUGGACCCUCCGCUUAAUUUCUAUGUACAGGUAUAACGUAGUCUUGUUGGAAGAAACUUGUUCGGUACCUAUCUUUCUAAUUAGUCGCUCGCCCGGCGUAAACUGCAGCGUCAUAUCGCGAUGUACGAAGGUACCUCGCGGUGCAAUUUUAUAACUGAGUGAAAUACACCACUCGCGAUACCGCGUACUCCGAGGAAAGAGAAUAAGGAAAGAAGAAAAAGAAGAAGCGUAGAAGUAGAAGGAAAAAAAAAGAGGAGGGAAACUAAAAGGAGAGAUCGGAAAGGAGAGAGAAAGACGAAGAGCAAAAAAUAGGAGCGGAGCCGAGGGUGUCGCUCGAGCUAUCGCGGUUGCAGCCUUUUAUUUCUCGCGCAUAUAAAUUACCGGCAAAAGAUGGCGGUUCGGUGUGCAGCGAAGUAGAUACUCUACGGCAAAAAAGGUUUCUCAAGAGACCCUUCGGUCUCGCCUUAACUCCGCGACGAAACGACGCGACGUUUACUAUCCUCCGGCACGAGAAGAGCGUGCUGAAGAUGGAAAUAGCGUCAUAACCUGUUGCACCCGUGCGGCGGCAAAUUCUAUUUUAUACAUUUAUUUGUAUCGUGGACGUUCCAACGGCGCCGAUCGUAACGCCGGUUCUGCGGAAUCGGAGCUAACGAACAAUAAUCGUCGAGGAAAAGGUAAAAGACUGGAAAAAUCGGCGGCCGCGCGAUUCGGGGUACUUCUCAACGACCCUUGAACGUCGUAGAAUUUCGAGCCACGCGACAACCGAGACCGUAGAAGAAUAUUUUCUUUUUAAAAGAAUUUUACUCUCCUCGUAGAAAACACUUGAUUCCACUCGGAUAUUCGUCAAGGCUGCGAAUCGCGUACUUU
Messenger RNA from Athalia rosae (coleseed sawfly), 4617 nucleotides. RefSeq lists its product as uncharacterized. The record is from RefSeq and is a predicted model, not a curated record. The transcript has 2 exons. The coding region runs from base 259 to 762 and encodes 167 amino acids. NCBI's taxonomy places the organism in Eukaryota, Metazoa, Arthropoda, Insecta, Hymenoptera, Athaliidae.